Pisolithus orientalis is the source of this 1871-nucleotide messenger RNA. Its product is annotated as isocitrate dehydrogenase. Lineage: Eukaryota; Fungi; Basidiomycota; Agaricomycetes; Boletales; Pisolithaceae. The transcript is spliced from 9 exons. Bases 443 to 1786 code for a protein of 447 amino acids. Gene Ontology annotation, molecular function: isocitrate dehydrogenase (NADP+) activity; NAD binding; magnesium ion binding. The record is from RefSeq and is a predicted model, not a curated record. Gene Ontology annotation, cellular component: mitochondrion. Gene Ontology annotation, biological process: isocitrate metabolic process.
ACCCGUGUAGACACGGUCAGCCCUUGCGUAAUUCGAUCGUGUUCCUUAGUAAACGCCAGCUGCAAUUUGGACAUGUGGCAACAAUAUGCAAUUGAACUUUUUUUGUAGUACUUUGCUCUCCCCGCAUGGGCCAUGGGACUCUCCAGGGGGAUACGAGAGCCUACAAAAGCUUUGGCCAACUGCUUAUUUGGCAGAAAGGUUUUCCCAUUAGCGCGCCGUCCCCACGCACCUGGCGACCCGCCCACGUCGUCUGUUACUAUUGGUCCCUGGUACAGGUGUGCAGCUGACAGCUGGUAGCUGAGCGUUUCCGCGUUCGGUUAUAAAUCAAAAUCUCGGGGCUCCGGAGGGUCAAGAGAAAUCCACAGCUUGUCAUUUUUGCACCGAGUUUUCCCAUAUAUUCCUGCCCUCUACCGUCGUCGUUUGUCUGCUUGCCACAGCACCUAUGUUACGCAACCAGACGCUCCUCCUUGCGAAGCGUUCGCCCAUCGUAGCCCGGCCGACUUCGCGAGGAUUUGCUAUGUCGCAGAGACUGCAGAACACGAAAAAAAUCAUCGUAAAGAAUCCUGUCGUCGAGCUCGAUGGCGAUGAGAUGACCCGUAUCAUCUGGAAGAAGAUCAGGGAAGAGCUUAUCUUACCUUAUCUUCAACUUGACAUCAAGUAUUAUGAUCUGGGUUUGGAAUACCGUGAUGAGACUAACGACUCGGUGACGAUUGAAGCCGCCAAGGCCAUUCAACAAUACAAGGUCGGCAUAAAAUGUGCAACGAUUACUCCAGACGAGGCCCGUGUCAAGGAGUUUAACCUGAAGGAAAUGUGGAAGAGUCCCAAUGGUACAAUUCGUAACAUUCUUGGCGGCACUGUCUUUCGCGAACCCAUCAUCCUGAGUCGGAUUCCUAAGCCUGUGCCGGGUUGGAUAAAACCAAUCGUCAUUGGCCGUCACGCUUUCGGUGAUCAAUACCGCUCAACCGAUUUCCUCGCACCGGGACCUGGAAAACUGCAGCUUAUCUAUACCCCAGCCAACGGAGGACCACCAACCGCUCUCGAUGUUUAUGAUUUCAAAGGAAAGGGGGUAGCUAUGGCCAUGUAUAAUACAGAUGAAUCCAUCACCGGUUUUGCACAUUCGUCCUUCAAGAUGGCACUGUCCAAGAAGAUGCCUCUGUUUAUGUCGACUAAAAACACAAUAUUGAAAAAAUACGACGGACGGUUCAAAGACAUCUUCCAGGAGGUUUAUGACACGCAAUACAAGGCAGAAUUCGAGAAACUCGGAAUCUACUACGAGCACCGUCUAAUCGACGACAUGGUGGCACAAGCCAUCAAGUCGUCCGGCGGCUUUGUAUGGGCGUGUAAGAACUAUGACGGUGACGUCCAGUCCGACAUUCUAGCCCAGGGCUUCGGCUCUCUCGGUAUGAUGACCAGCGAACUCAUCACCCCUGACGGCCAGGUCGUGGAGAGCGAGGCGGCGCACGGAACCGUCACUCGGCACUACCGGGAGUAUCAGAAGGGGAAGGAGACAUCGACGAACCCUGUUGCGUCGAUAUUCGCAUGGACACGCGGCUUGCUGCACCGUGCGAAGCUGGAUGACAAUGAGCCUCUGAGGCUCUUCUGCCAAGAUCUCGAGGUUGCAUGCGUCGAGGUCAUUGACGUGGACGGCAUCAUGACCAAGGAUCUUGCGUUGGCUAUCUAUGGUAAGGAUAUGAAGAGGGAGCAUUGGGUAGUGACGAACGUGUAUAUGGAUGCUGUGAACGAUAAAUUAAAGCAGAAGUUGGCUGCCAGAGCUGCCAAGCUGUAGGCUUGCGCAUCUUGUGAUAAUAUCUGCACAUAUCAUACCACUUGUAUCUCACAGACAGCUCGGAUAUCAAUUGUUGUAUUCCCAC